Durusdinium trenchii is the source of this 837-nucleotide messenger RNA. Lineage: Eukaryota; Dinophyceae; Suessiales; Symbiodiniaceae. The record is from the annotation of a GenBank genome assembly.
AUGGGAAGGAAGCGGUCGUCUUCGAGCGAGUCAGAGAGCGACUCUGAUAGUGACGAAGAGUCUUCUUCCUCCAGCAAAAGUCGAAGGAAGUCGGGGACCAAGAAGGUCACCAAGGCGACUGCCAAAGACAAGAAGAAGGGCAAAAAGGCCGUCGAGGCCAAAAAAAAGAACAGUAAAGCAAAGAGAAAAAAGGCUAAAGAAUCAAGUAGUGAUGACGACGAUGAUGAAGAGGAGGACGAAGAAGAGGAUGAUGAGGAAGAGGAGGAAGAGCGGACAAAAGGCAAAAAGAACAAGGAACGGGGCAAGAGCCGAGAUCGGAAGCGACGUGAGAGAAGUCGAAGUAGAUCUCGACGGCGUCGAGGUGACGGGCCUCCGAUGCCAGGUUCCUUUCCUGGAAUGCCAUAUGGUAUGCCCGGAUAUCCAGUCGCUUAUGGAGCGGGCCCCUGGGGUCCAUAUCCAUCGCCCUAUCAACUUGCCCGUGGCCCUCCUGGUGACUACAGCCAAACUAGUCGUGCCAUGAACAAUGAUCGGGGCGAUCGACGGGACACGCGCAGAGGAGGAGGACGAGAUUGGCGAGGUAUGGACUUUGGAGCUUUCAAUGGUCGCGAUGCCGAACGACCCAAAUGGGCGCCUGGACAUGGCAGAAAUCCUGACCUUGAGGCUGAAAAAUUGACGGGCGUCCCGCUGGCCAGAAACUACAGCGAGCACGAUGACAGGCGUGGCGAGGCUGCACCUGCAAUGAGGCGAGGCAGCUCUCCUGGUGGCAAGUGGAAGAACGAUAUGUUCGACCAGCUGGUGAAAGGCGGAAAACCUGAAGGUGACGAUGAUGAUGCUUAG